AUGCACCGCCCACUAGAUUACUUUACCCCAACUUAUGUGAUGGGGAAAGUAGAAUCGUCUUUUUGGCGACGAUAUGUCAAUGUGCUACGAACUGAGUUGUAUGAGUUUCUAAGCAUAGAAAGCAGUUUCCUCAACCUAAUAACUGCCUUGAAGGGAUGCGAUGCAACCCAGCUGUUUAUCAUCAAGUGCGACCUCACGGAUUUCAGCAGUAUUCGUGCUUGCGCCAAAGAAAUGUUGGCACAUGAGGAAAGAAUCGACAUUCUCAUCAACAAUGCCGGAGUUAUGUUUCUUCCGAAAUAUGAGAGAACCGUUGAUGGUCAUGAAAAGAUCUGGCAGUCUAAUUUUUUGGGUAAGAAUAAUUCACUUUUUAAACUCUCUUUUUAAUC
Strongylus vulgaris is the source of this 386-nucleotide messenger RNA. The record is from the annotation of a GenBank genome assembly. NCBI's taxonomy places the organism in Eukaryota, Metazoa, Nematoda, Chromadorea, Rhabditida, Strongylidae.